Messenger RNA from Talaromyces atroroseus, 999 nucleotides. RefSeq lists its product as hypothetical. The coding region runs from base 1 to 999 and encodes 332 amino acids. The transcript has a single exon. Lineage: Eukaryota; Fungi; Ascomycota; Eurotiomycetes; Eurotiales; Trichocomaceae. The record is from RefSeq and is a predicted model, not a curated record.
AUGUGGGCAUCAUUCGCCGCAGGGCUUGCGGUGCCUGUGCUUAUCCUGACCGUGAUGCUGGUCUUUACAGGCGUUUCGUACCGGUUCGGAGACGUAUGCCAUAUCAACAGUAACGACAGCUACGAUUACUGGAUUCCAGUGUUGGUAUUUGGUGGACUCGGGCUUAUUUUACAAUUUGUGACUAUGGCCUACUGCAUUCACGUUUACAUUCGCGCACUUUUCAAUCCAUCUGACCCGACAAACACCACCAGCUCGGGUCUUCCAUCCUACUCAUCCAGUGUCCGUACAGUGACAGCCCGCCAGGCCUACAAGCGCGUAAAACGAGUUAUCAAACUACAAUGGCGGUCGAUGGCCCUUGUGUUGGUCAUUCUUGCCAAUGUCAUCUAUUUCGCCGUAGUCUUCCUGGAGCUCGACAGCGCAAUGGCACCAACUGCCAGUAACCUCGAUAAAGCCGAGCCGUGGCUGAAAUGUUUGGCGGAAUUUCAAGAUCCCAAAAAAUGUACGUCGCAAGCGUCUGCCGUUGGUCUUCCCGAGGCCGCGUUGGACGCAGCAUUGGUGUUGCUCUGCCUAGCUGGCUUUUGGAAUUUCAUCUUUACCAUACGCUGGACAAUGAUUCGAGGCUGGCUUGACUUCUGGCAAGGACUGUUUGUCAAAAACGUGGAGUUUGUGUCAGUAGAUGCACGAUCUCGCUUUGCAGACAAUCGCGAUUAUGAGAUGCUCAGCCGUCAGAAAGCUUUGAAGACGCCUGAGCCGGCACAGUAUGAGGUACGAACACCCAGCCCGGCAUACUUCAAUGGAUACGAAGACGACAGUGCCGAUGGGAAAGACAUCGAAAUCCAUAAUCAUUCCCGGCAGGCCAGUUAUACCCGGCCUGCAAUAAACUUCUCCUCGCCACGUCCUCAGGCGUCACAGAGAACUCCUACCUAUACAUGGGAUGCCACUAGCACUUUUGCGCGGUCAAAUUCCCAAAUCAGUCAUCAUAAUCAUGUAUCCAAAUAA